Molecule: messenger RNA, 522 nt
Organism: Camellia sinensis
Lineage: Eukaryota; Viridiplantae; Streptophyta; Magnoliopsida; Ericales; Theaceae
Source: RefSeq, a predicted model, not a curated record
AUGCAGCCCAACAUGUUGUAUUUCACUCUCAUCCUUUUCUUCUUGCUAUCUGGGCCUUCAUGGGCCUCCAACCCGAGUGGCGGUGGAAGAAAGGUGGAGUCUGGUGGAGCGAGAACGGGGGAUAGUGAGUCGGGUCACGGUCCUAAUUGGGGCUGGGGUUGGGGAUCAAGUCCCGGAAAUGGACCUGGAAAUGGAUGGGGUUGGGGAUCAAGACCCGGAAAUGGACCCGGAAAUGGAUGGGGUUGGGGAUCAAGUCCCGGAAAUGGACCUGGAAAUGGAUGGGGCUGGGGAUCAAGUCCCAAAAAUGGACCUGGAAAUGGAUGGGGUUGGGGAUCAAGUCCCGGAAAUGGAUGGGGUUGGGGAUUUGGGUCUGGGCCUCCACCGAGUCCGGAGUCUCCACCGAGUCCUGGGGUUCAUAGAGUCGGGUAUGAAUCUGGAAUUGGUUCUAGUGGCGGGUCAAAGCGUUCACAAUCAGCCUCGAAAGACACAAACAAAAAGAAUGCAUGGGUGAACAAAAACUGA